Messenger RNA from Clarias gariepinus (North African catfish), 3718 nucleotides. It is a transcript of the gene paxip1, whose product is annotated as PAX interacting (with transcription-activation domain) protein 1. The transcript has 21 exons. The record is from RefSeq and is a predicted model, not a curated record. Gene Ontology annotation, biological process: positive regulation of transcription initiation by RNA polymerase II. NCBI's taxonomy places the organism in Eukaryota, Metazoa, Chordata, Actinopteri, Siluriformes, Clariidae. Gene Ontology annotation, cellular component: nucleus. The coding region runs from base 105 to 3407 and encodes 1100 amino acids.
ACCUCUGUUCAGUCGCAAAAGCUGUUCAGGAGACUCAAUAAUGUUUCUGCUAUAAUCGAUAUAAGUUAAUUCAGAAGUUUUUUGUUAUUUAUUAAAAUUUAAUAAUGUUGGAAGAAGAUUUGAAAGUCCCCGAGGAGCUUUUUAAGGAUGUGAAGUUUUAUGUCGUCGGGGAUAUUGACCAAAAGGUGGUGCAGCUGCUAAAGUCAGGGAAAGGAAAGGAGGUGUCUUACAUCGCCCUCGCCACGCACAUCAUCACGGAGGAUGGAGACAACGCGGAGGUCAGCGAGGCACGCGAGGUCUUCUUCUUACCUGUAGUCAAGCCCACCUGGGUGAUCCUAUCGGUAAGAUGUGGAGAUCUGCUGCCCGUUACAGGUUUUUCUCCCGAGUCGGGCCAGUUGUUCUUUGGCGUCCGAGCAUGUUUACCACACCUGAAGGAGGAUCUCAGCACCCUGUGGGCCUUUAUUACAUUUUAUGGUGGGGACUGUCAGCUGAAUUUCAACAAGAAGUGCACGCAUCUGGUGGUUCCUGAACCCAAGGGGGCGAAGUACGAAUGCGCACUGAGGCACAGUGGGAUUAAAAUCGUCACGCCGGAAUGGAUCAAAGACUCGGUUAAAGACAAGAACAGGAAGGACGAGGCUCUUUACCACCCGAGGCUCACCUACUACGAGGAAGAAGAAGAAGAAGAAGAGGAGGAUGAAGUCAACGAGGAUGAAAACGAACGUAGUUCGCGUUCAGAGGGUAGCAAAUGCUCCAGCCGGACCUCGUCGCGAGGCGCGUCACCGUCCAGGCGUCCGCGCUCCCCCUCGCCCAAGGCCGAGGUAAUGUUCGACGACUCGGACGAAUCGGACAAAGAGGAGCUCAACCUAAAUUGGACGCUGUCGAAGCACCGCCUCCCGCCAAGCAAAGACACGGCGCUCAUCAACCUGUGUGAUAGCGUUCCUCCUGUUCCGGGUAACGCCCAGGGGGCGGAGCGUCCUGAGAUGAUGAGUGGGUGGAAUUCUGGGCCACGCCCAUUGCGAAACAUCAACAAGGGUGCAGAGCAGCAGCUCCCACGGCAGACCAACGUCGCACAUAUUCUCCAGAGUCUGACGGCUAAAAGUGUGGAACCGCAGGCGAACCAGAACCAACCUGCUGUCCCAAAUCAGCUUCUCUUCAACGCCGUGAAACCUCAACACACAGCACCACAGCUCACUCCUGAAGUGCAGCAGCAGUUACUCCAGCAACACCAGCAGCAGCAGCAGCAGCAGCAACAACAACAACAACAACAACAACAACAACAGCAGCAGCAACAACAACAACAACAACAAGCACAUCCGAUCCCUCCACCACAACAACAACCACCACUACCGCAGCAGCAGCAGCAUCAGCAACAACAUCCGCCACAGAUGCUUCAGCAGCAAACCAUGAUGCACCUGCAGCCACCGGGAAUGCAAAUGCAUCAUCCGCAGCAGCCGCAGCAUCAUCCGCAGCAGCAGCCGCAGCAGCCGCCAGGGUUUCAUCAGGUGCCACAACAGCAGCAUCAGUUCCUUCCACAGCAGAUGCACCAGCAGAUGUACCCGCAGCAGCAUCAGCAACAGCAGCAUGGCUUCCUGCAGCAGCAACUGCGACCACCACCACCGCAGCAGCAACAGCAGCAACAGCAGCAGCUCCUCCGACCACCCUUGCAUCAACAGCAACUGCAGCAGCAACAUGUAUUACAGUUACAGCAAAUACAGCAGCACAGGCUUCAGCUGCAACUGCAACAACAACAACAACAACAACAACAACAGCAACAACAACAGCAAAAUCAGCAGCAGAUGCACCAGCAACAUUUGCAGCAGCAGCAACAACAGCAGCAGCAGCAUUUCCUGCAACAGCAGCAACAGCACAUCCUACAGCAGCAGCAACACCUGCAGCAGCAGCAACAAAUGCAGAACACGCAGGCCAUGCAGCAUCAGGUGCAGACGCCUCUGCAGCUCGUGCAGCCGCAUCAACUGCUGGGCCAUGAACCCGGGCAGGAGAUUCCUGAAGACGGCUUUCUGGUGGGCUGCGUCUUCGCCAUCGCUGAUUAUCCGGAGCAGAUGCCUGACAAGCAGCUCCUGGCCAGGUGGAAGAGGGUCAUUCAGGCGUACGGAGGCUCCGUGGACGUUGCUCUGAAUCGCUGCACUCACUUACUGUGUGAAAGUCAAGUGAGCAGCAUGUACCUACAGGCUUUGAGGGAGGGCAAGCGCUGCGUUACGGCUCACUGGCUCAACACGGUGCUGAAGAAGAAGAGGAUGGUUCCUCCGCACCGCACGCUCCAUCUGCCCUUCAGUUUCCCUCCAGGAGCCAAACCCUGCUCGCAGCAUAUUAUUUCAGUCACUGGGUUCGUGGACAGCGAUCGAGAGGACCUGAAGCUCAUGGCCUACUUAGGUGGAGCUCGUUACACGGGUUACCUGUGUCGCAGCAACACUGUUCUCAUCUGCAAAGAGCCAAGUGGGCUAAAGUACGAGAAGGCGAAGGAGUGGAGAAUCCCGUGUGUAAACGCUCAGUGGCUGUGUGACAUCCUGCUGGGGCAUUUCGAGGCGUUACGGCAGAUCCAGCACAGCCGAUACACUCAGUUCAAUUUAGCCGAACCUCUCGCUCCUAACACGCAUCUCGUCCAGAACCUGCUGGCUGCUUGGAGAAAUCCUGUUAAAGUCUCACCGGACGCGCUGGUGAGUCUCCGUCUGCAGCAGAAGCAGAAACAGGCCGAGGGAUCGUCACAGCCACCCGCCAAGAAACCCAAAAUAGAGGAGCUGCCUACUCCAUCUAAAAAGCUUCCUCCAGAGUCGACCCCGUAUGUUCUCUUCACUGGUUUCGAACCCGUGCAGACUCAGCAGUAUAUAAAGAGAUUGUACGAGCUCGGCGGUGAAGUGGCGGAGAACGCGCAGAAGUGCACUCAUCUGGUGGCCAGCAAAGUGACGCGCACAGUCAAGUUCCUGACGAGCAUCUCUGUCGUUAAGCACAUCGUCACUCCGGAGUGGCUGCAGGAGAGCUGGAAAUGUCAGAAAUUUGUGGAUGAACAGAGCUACAUGCUGCGGGACGCUGAGGCCGAAGUGCUUUUCAGUUUUAGUCUGGAGGAGUCACUAAAGAAAGCUCAUGCUGCUCCACUCUUCAAGGGUAAAUUCUUCUACAUAACGCCGGGAAUCUGUCCAAGCCUCAGCAUCAUGAGAGCCAUCGUGGAGAGCGCCGGGGGGAAACUGCUGUCCAGGCAGCCGCCUUUCCGUAAGAUCAUGGAGCACAAGCAGAACAAGAACCUACCGGAAAUCAUCCUCAUCUCGUGCGACAAAGAUCUGCAUCUCUGCCGUGAAUAUUUUCUGAAGAACAUCGAAGUACACAAUGCCGAGUUCAUCCUCACAGGAGUAUUGACGCAGACGCUGGAUUAUCAAUCGUAUAAAUUCACAUGAUCGGAGGGAACAUCCUCAGGAAGAGAAACACUAAACUCUCUCUGUUCUGGUCCACGCUGAAGUAUUCUUAUAUAUGUAUAAAAGAAAGACGAUGACGUUUGUUCCCUUUUUUCUGUUUUUUUUUUUUUUUGUACUUGGUUAAAAAAAUUUUUUUGUAGAAAUGAUCGGUGGGAAAGAAAAACUAACAAAAAAACAACAACAAAUGAAUAAAUAAAUCAAUGUUAUUUUUAAUGAUUGUUUUAAAUUAUGGCACAUUUUUUCCAGGUUUGUUUUUGUCUCGCUUUAUGGAAUAAAAAUUCUCUUUAUUGUGA